AUGGUUCGUUCUAACUCAACAAAAAGCAGCCAAGGAGCCUUUAUAGAGGGCACAUUAGAGUUGGAUUCCGGAUUGAAAAUCAGUUAUGUGGCACCGGCACAUGCAGCAUCAAUAAAGGAAAAUUCAUCGAUUGAGAAAAAUGUUUCACGUAAAACAAGCUUUAUAGAAGGAAGUGAUCCACGGGAAGAAUGGGAAGGCGUUUUUGAGAUGUGUUACGCGCUGGAUCAUGCUGUACGAUUUGAAACGGAUGAUUUAGUGAAGGGGCGGAAAGUUCUGGAGAUUGGGUUUUGUACAGCUCUUCCAUCAGUCUUUGCCGCAAAAAAUGGUGCAAAACAUAUCACUUUGCAUAGUAGUGACAGUGAAGUGAUGGAAUCGUGCGUGAAGCCGACACUUUCUCGGAACAAAAUCAAAAAUGUGCAACACAGAACCCUUUGCAGCUCUUUGGAAGAUCUUCGAAAAUUGAUAAAACCGAAUGAAUUUGAGGUUAUCAUUGCUGUGGAACUUUUUAACAGCGAGAAAAAUCGGUUUGAGGAAAUUCAUGAUUUCACGGACUAUGCACUGGCCAAUGAUGGUGUUUGCUUGCUGGAAUCUCGAAUGUUCUACAUCAAUUGUGAAAGCAGUUUGCAUGAAUUUUUGGAUCUGGUAAAGUCGAAGGGAAAAUUCGAUGUUUAUACCCGUUGGUCGACCCCAAAAUCAGAAAUUAUUCAGCGAAAAGUAAUCCAGUUGACUCGAACUGUAAGAUGA
Messenger RNA from Cercopithifilaria johnstoni, 744 nucleotides. The record is from the annotation of a GenBank genome assembly. NCBI's taxonomy places the organism in Eukaryota, Metazoa, Nematoda, Chromadorea, Rhabditida, Onchocercidae.